Aureobasidium subglaciale EXF-2481 is the source of this 1275-nucleotide messenger RNA. RefSeq lists its product as uncharacterized. Gene Ontology annotation, cellular component: cytosol; cytoplasmic ubiquitin ligase complex. Lineage: Eukaryota; Fungi; Ascomycota; Dothideomycetes; Dothideales; Saccotheciaceae. The coding region runs from base 108 to 1136 and encodes 342 amino acids. Gene Ontology annotation, molecular function: Atg8-family ligase activity. The record is from RefSeq and is a predicted model, not a curated record. The transcript is spliced from 2 exons. Gene Ontology annotation, biological process: autophagy of mitochondrion; autophagosome assembly; nucleophagy.
GAUUCACCCACCGCUUUGUCUUGCUCUUGCAUCUUACUCAUUCUGCCAUUUGGUUCCCGACUGUUUCCACUCGAUCUUCUACCCGCUGAACGACAAGCACCACCAACAUGUACAAAUACAUCCACACUGCCCUUGACACGAUACGCGACUACGCCAAACCUGCCACAACGUCCAGCUUCCGCGAGACUGGCAAGCUCACUCCUGACGAGUUCGUUCUGGCUGGAGACUUCCUCACCAACAAGUUCCCUUCAUGGUCAUGGUCUGGAGCCGCCACUCCGGCUCAGCGUAACUCUCACCUGCCCGACGACAAGCAGUACCUCAUCACUCGAGGUGUCCCCUGCCACAAACGCCUCAACGACAACUUUGCCGGGAAGGAAGGUCUCGACGACUUGGUCAAGGAGGGUGAAGCCUUUGGCCCUACUGGAGACGACGACGAUGGCUGGUUGAGGACCGGCGGAGAUCUCCAUAAGCCAGAGUCCCGUCCAGGCGACAUCCGCACUGUCGACGACGAGGGCCAUGUCGAGCAAGACAGUGGUGAUUACGAGGAGGAUGUUCCUGACAUCGAGGACGAGGAGGACGAUCCAGAUGCCAUCAUCCGUGAUCCCAAGGCUCACAACGACCAGAACGACACUCUCCGCAACUACACCAUCUACAUAACCUACUCGACAUACUACAUGACGCCGCGACUCUAUCUCUCGGGCUACUCGUCCUCGAACGAACCUCUGCCGCCCAUGUCCAUGAUGGAGGAUAUUGUGGGUGAUUACAAGGACAAGACCGUUACUCUGGAGGACUUCAACUUCGUCUCUCCACCCAUCAAGACCGCCUCCAUUCACCCUUGCCGCCACGCCAGCGUUAUGAAGAUCCUCCUCGACCGCGCCGAUGCCGCUCUCAAGCUGCGUACACAGAGAAUGAAGCACGGCCAAGACGUCUCGAGACAGGGCAUGGAGGGCUUGGUCGACCAGACCAGCGCACUCAAGCUGGAUGACGAGAAGAAGAAUGACGAGUGGGAAGUUUUGACUGAUGAGGGCAAGGAAGACGACGUCGCUAUCCGUGUUGAUCAGUACCUCGUCGUCUUCAUCAAGUUCAUGGCCAGUGUCACUCCUGGUAUCGAGCACGACCACACUAUGGGAGUUUAGACGAGGCAGGUCCUUUUUCUAUUGCCUUCAGACAAUCAUUCACUCAGAAGUCAAGGCGUUCAUGGCAGGGUCGUUUCUUUAGGAGUUUCUCACAUGGCUUGAUAUGGAGUUUAAGGUUCACGAGAUUACGGCAUUUCAU